Messenger RNA from Jatropha curcas, 2058 nucleotides. NCBI's taxonomy places the organism in Eukaryota, Viridiplantae, Streptophyta, Magnoliopsida, Malpighiales, Euphorbiaceae. The record is from RefSeq and is a predicted model, not a curated record.
AGCUGCUUUGGUUGGUGCAGACUAAGCAGAUGCACUGAACUUAGAAAACGCUUUUGUUAGGGCUCCUGGAUGAACAGGUGAGCCCACUUCAAACGACGGGGUGCAUAAGCGCGCAAGGUUUUUACAGUUGACAAGGACCAAUUAUGCAUAGGUCGGCCAUUAUGUCGUUCGUAUCGCUCGACCGAGUUAAGUGGAUAAAAAGCUUGAUCGACCAACUUUUAAACUACACAUCGUUUAUCUCUGUCCUCUAAGGCUUGAAUUUACAAUGUCUCUCGAGCUGAAAUUUUCCGGUUAUCCUCUACUUUCGCCGCAUCACUAGAUACCACUGAAUCAAAUUCCUGCUUAAUUUAACUUGAUCCACUUUCUGGAGGUUAAAGACGCCAUGGAGAGGAUACAUCAGAGUCGAAAUCCUACUACUCCUUCUUCUUCUUCUUCUUCUUCUUCCAUGAACGGAUCAAUGCGUUUGACCUCAAAUAAUACCGAAAGCACCAAACUUUCACGCUAUAGCCCAAGCACUAGAAGCAAAAAUGUCCCAAGGAACACUAAUAGCUCCCGCCAACUCCCCGAAUUGAAACCCAGAAGAAAAUCGAGUAGUGGCACUGCCCACUUUGAAAAAGUCGAAUCAGAAGAAGAACAAGUUGUAGUUAAAGGAGAUGAUUCCACUUCUGCUUUUCCUAUUUUGAUUGGAACUUGCCCUUUUAUGUGCCCAGAGGGGGAAAGGGCCCAAAGAGAGCGGCUGCGCGAUUUAGCUAUUUUUGAGAGGCUGCAUGGAAAUCCAGGGAAAACAUCUCCUAGCCUAGCUGUUAAAAAGUUUUGCAGAACUAUAUCAACCAAGCAAAUGCAGGCAUCUGAUGUGCGGCCACUCCCAAUAUUGGAGGACACUUUGAGCUACCUUUUAAAUUUGGCAGAUUCCACAGACCAUCCUUUUGAAGUAGUUCACGAUUUCAUCUUUGACAGGACAAGGUCCAUAAGACAAGAUCUUAGCAUGCAAAAUAUAGUCAAUGACAAAGCAAUUUCUAUGUAUGAGAAAAUGGUUAAAUUUCAUGUAGUAUCACACCAUAAGCUUCUAUGUUGUGGUAGCAAUGCAAAUAUUUCUUCAGUGCAUCACCUGAACAUGGAGCAGCUUAUAAAGUCUCUGACCUCUCUAUAUGCCCUGUAUGAUGAAAAUCGAGAUCCCAUUUAUGAAAAUGAGGCUGAGUUUCGUUCACUUUAUGUGCUUCUUCAUCUUGAUUCUAGAAGCCAACCAGCGGUUGAAUUCUACUUCAUUUGUGUGGGGGAGUCUCUUUCUUUGUGGUUUCGCCGAGUGCCUCGUCCAAUCAUCAGGUCAAAAGAAAUGUAUUUUGCCCGGAGUGUUUUACGAUCUUUUCGUAUGGGCAAUUACAAGCGUUUCUUUUGUACCAUAGCUGCUGAGGCAUCUUAUUUACAGUACUGUAUUAUUGAACCUUACAUUGAUGAGGUUCGUGCGCUGUCUCUGUCCUGUAUGAAUAAUGUCGGCUACAAGCUUCAUCCAUAUCCUUUGGUACAUUUAUCAAAGCUAUUGAUAAUGAAGGAAUCAGAUCUGGAACGGUUUUGUAAUGCUUGUGGUCUUGAGACCUGCACAGAUGAAAUGGGAAAUAAGUUGUUACCCACCAAGCAAACAACUUUCUGUAUUCCCAAGGGAGGAUUUCAAAGCUUCAAGUUUCCAGGUUUGGAGCAAUUUGAGAGUUGACUUGAAGCCUGCGGUUCCUUGGAGGAAAAUCAGGGUCUAUUCUGGAGCUUUCAAAUCCACAACAGGGAUAAAAAAUCCUGACUUUAGAAUACUGAGUGCAUGUAACCUUGAUCUAUAGUAACCACUGGUUCACAUGUACAGAGAAAACAACCAUUAAUAAUCAAAACUUGUGGUUCAUAUAGAUAGGCAUAGAGGAUGGAAGAAAUAGGUUUGACCUCAAUCCUUUAUUGAACAUCAAUUAUUCUGAUCUGUUUGUAUUAUAUGGAGCUUGGUAGAGAUACCUGUAGCAUUUGAUGUUGUGGACACUUGUCAUUUUUCACUUCUGAAUGUGCAAAAUCUUUUAUUUCUCA